This is a messenger RNA of Pristis pectinata (smalltooth sawfish), 1704 nucleotides long. It is a transcript of the gene tm4sf4, whose product is annotated as transmembrane 4 L six family member 4. Gene Ontology annotation, cellular component: membrane. The coding region runs from base 194 to 799 and encodes 201 amino acids. NCBI's taxonomy places the organism in Eukaryota, Metazoa, Chordata, Chondrichthyes, Rhinopristiformes, Pristidae. The record is from RefSeq and is a predicted model, not a curated record. The transcript is spliced from 5 exons.
AUGCCAUCAAUAUCUUAUCUGGUAGUGCCCUAUAUAAACGCCACCAAGCAACAGCAACCACAUCAUUUUUAUCAACGCUUCACCAAGCAGGAAUUAACGCAUCUUUCCUCAGCUUUGUCUGUAUCCCGGUUGGAGCAUAGGCAAGGGCAGAACUGACGCCAGUGCAGAAACCGAACUCUUCGCAGCGCACAGCAUGUGUUACGGGAAAUGCGCAAGAUGCCUUGGUAUCACACUAGUUCCUCUGGCUCUUCUGUGCAUUAUUGCAAACACGCUGCUUUUUUUCCCGAAUGGAGAAACAGGGUAUAACACCCCAGAGAAACUGGCGGACAGUGUCUGGUGUUUCAGUGGGAUCUUGGGCUCAGGAUUGUUGAUGGUGUUCCCAGUUCUGGUGUUCAUGGGAAUGGAAAAUAACGACUGCUGUGGGUGUUGCGGAAAUGAAAACUGCGGUAAAAGAUUUGCGAAUUUCUCCUCUGUGAUCUUUGCCGGGGUAGGAGCAGCAGGAGCUGCCUAUUGCUUCAUUGUUUCCGCAGUGGGACUCAACCAUGGUCCAAAAUGUAUGACAAAGGACAACAGCAAUUAUAGUUACCCCUUUACUGAUGGUAAUUACCUGAGAAAUCACACGAUGUGGGAUGAAUGCAUCAAGCCUCCCAAGAUCGUCCCCUGGCACGUCACGUUGUUCUCGCUCCUGCUGGUGAUGAGUGGGGCUCAGCUGGUGCUCUGUGCCUUUCAAGUAGUCAAUGGGCUGAUUGGCUUUCUCUGUGGCGAGUGCAGCUGCUGUUCUUGCUGCGAGUCAGCCUAGAAGCUGAAAGGUGAAAUGGAUGGGUCGAAGUCCACAUGAACCGCCCAACAACCAAGCCUCUGUAGCUGCAGGAGAGUAUGCCAAAUGGACUUGAAGUACUUCCGAAAAAAACACCCUUAGGUUUUGUUUUGUUCCCUGAGGCCACAUGGCAGAAACCACUGAAGCUAAGUCACAAUCCUUGGGCAGUAAUUUUUAACUUUGACACUAGACUGUUUUAGGUUAUAUUUUAAUGUAGAUGAAUCGCAUCAAAAUGCAGUAGGACCUCUUUUGUUCAUAUCGCAGUUAGUAAUUUCUAGCUCAGAGAAAAUGUCAUUUUCACUUGAGAAAACCCUGCUUUAAGAAACAUGUAGCUGUAAAAACAUGUAAAAUUUAUUUCCUCCCCUCUGGGAUCAGCUCUUCAGCUGAAUGUUUGGGGUAUUCCAUCUGCUCUGAUUACGUUAUAAAAAUUUCAUUUCCAUUGGUUCCAAAAACCAGAACCUCAGGCAAUUUCUGUGACUUGUGACAAACCUGCAAAUACAAACCUGCCAGAGUGCUAUUGGAAAGUUCGUUGUCACUGUGGGAGAUAAAUCCAUUUAUUUGUGGUCCGCUAUCAUGGCUUACAAUUCUACUUGAAUAUCUGGGCAUCAAAGUUAGCAGAGAAAAUACUUCAUUCAGGAAAAUCUCCAACCACUUCCAAUGCUUCUCUUGAGCCUUAACCCACCUGACUUCAUCUCACCAGUUAGGGAAGAAAUCUCAAGUUUACAUUCUGAACCACAAGCAGGUCAGUCUCCAGAGAGCCUGUAUCACUGUGUUAUGCUUAAUCCAGUUGAUUCAAGACUCCGGUCCAUUCCCCAGCCUCUUGUUUGGAAGAUCUACGUCUUAUGAAAAAUGGGAGUUUGCUGUAAUAAAUAAAUGUGCACAAAUCA